AUGCCUGUCACUCCGCGCCGCUCCACGCGUCAAACGGCAAUAUUCACGCCGCUGAGCGCAGUGAAGCAAGUCCCAGCGCGAUACGAGUGGAUCUCGGGCCCGUCAUCCACGUCGCCAACGGGGCGAACGCACUACACCUCGUUCGAGCGGGCGCGCGGUGCGGGCCGGAAGGCGGAGGAGGCGCGCUUCGCGAUCGGCGAUGGCGUGAGCGUGGGGCUCGAAGGCGGCGCCGAAGGCCUCGGGCUCCUCAUAGAUCUUUGGGAGGAGCCUGUACCCGAAGAUGAGCGGGAAGAAGCCGAUGACGAAACGCGCAAGAUGGCGCGCGUACACUGGUUCUUCCGCCGCAGCGACCUGCCGAGCGUGAUGCGCAACUUGACCCUGGAGGAUAACGAGGUCCUCCUCGCCGCGUCGCCGACGCGCCCCGUCACCUCCGACCUGCCGAUUGCGCUGCUCGUCAAGACUGUGCCGGUGUACUCGCGCGCCGUGUUCAAGGAGCAGUUUCCGGACGAGGCGCGCACCACCAAAUGGAAGGGGUAUGCGUGGGCCAAGCCCGAGGGCGUGUAUUGGUGUGCGCGGGCGUACGACAAGGGCGCGAAGGGCGGGCGCGUGUGGCGCGUCGACGUGGAUGCGUGGAAGGACCGGGGCGUUGCGGGGGACUGGAGCGUCCCGCUGAGAGACGAGGAGAGUGGCGAGGAGAGCGACGCGUCCGAGGGCGAGGACGAGGUGAGCGAUGGGGGCACGGAAGAUGAGAGUGCGAGUGGGAGUGAGCAGGACGAAGAGGAGGAGGAGGAGGAUGGAGAGGAAGAGGAGAAGCCGGUGAAGAAGCGCGGACGGCCACCCAAGGCGGCCACUGCGGGCAAGAAGCGCAAGGCUAAGGCCGUCCGUGGACGACCUCGGAAGAUCCCCAAGGUCCAGAAAGUCAAGAAAGCGCAUCCCAAAGCCUCAGCGUCGCACCUCCCCGCCGCGGUCGAGAUUGACAGCCUCCCGACGGACCCGUACGAGCGUGCCCUUCGGCUUCUGCACGUCGGCGCGACGCCCGAGUCGCUACCCUGCCGCGAGGACGAGUUCGUGGAUGUGCUCACGCGGCUCGAAGAGGGCGUGGAGACUGGCGGCGGGGGCUGUCUUUACAUUGCGGGCGUGCCCGGCACGGGUAAGACGGCCACUGUCCAUGCUGUCGUCAAGGAGCUGAAGCGGCGCGCCGAAGACGGCGAGAUCGCCCCGUUCUCGUACGUCGAGAUCAACGGGCUCAAGAUCCCGAGCCCCGCGCAUGCCUACUCCAUCCUCUGGGAGGAAAUUUCGGGGCAGCGUGGGUCAAGUGCCAAGACAGCUCUGCGCGGGCUGGAGAAGCACUUUGCGCGGUCCAGCAGCGUGCGGGGGCCUAGAUCUAACACAUACGUGGUCCUCAUGGACGAGCUCGACCAGCUCCUGACCGCCAAGCAAGACGUAGUGUACAACUUUUUCAACUGGCCGGCGAUGCGCGACAGCCAGCUCUUCGUGAUCGCCAUCGCGAACCGUAUGGAUCUCCCGCAACACCUCGCGACGAAGAUCAAGUCGCGGCUGGGACUGCAAACGGUGCUCUUCCAGCCGUACGACCGCCCUGCGCUCGUCGAGAUCGUCCAGUCCCGCCUCGUGCCCCACCCCCGCUCGACGGCCGACCACAAAGUCCUCACCUUGGACGCCAUCGUGCUCGCCGCAACCAAGAUGGCAGGCACGAACGGGGACGCGCGCCGCGUGCUCGACGCGUGCCGCCGCGCCGUCGAGGUGAGCGUCAAGAACGGCGCGGGCGUCGUCGGCCCGCGCGACAUGGCCCUCGUGCUCUCUGCCAUGAGCAACAGCCCCGUCGCGCUCUUCAUCAAGGCCUGCGGGCUCGAGCAGAAGAUGAUGCUCGCGGCUAUGGUGCGGUGCGUGCGCCGCGAGGGCGUGUCGGAGAUCACGUGGCGCGCGCUGCGCGCCGACCAUGAUGCGCUGACGCGCGCCCUCACUGACCACACGGAGAUGCUGAGCGAUCCUAUGCUUGCGCUGCUGCGCGCCGGGCUUGUUGCGAGCCAUGCGCUCGUCGUCGCCCCGGACUUGUACAAGAGCGGUGAUGAGCGGCGGCUGGCGCUUGGCAUGGAAAUCGGAGAGGUGGGGCGUGUGCUCAUGAAUGAGGGAGAUGAGUGGCGGCGGGCGCUGGCGGGCACAUAGAGGGUGAAGGCCUUAUGUAUCAGUUAAUAGCAUGCAGCUGCUUGUAUUAGUG
Messenger RNA from Cutaneotrichosporon oleaginosum, 2236 nucleotides. RefSeq lists its product as uncharacterized. Gene Ontology annotation, molecular function: DNA replication origin binding; ATP binding; ATP hydrolysis activity. Gene Ontology annotation, biological process: mitotic DNA replication checkpoint signaling; DNA replication initiation. Gene Ontology annotation, cellular component: nuclear origin of replication recognition complex. NCBI's taxonomy places the organism in Eukaryota, Fungi, Basidiomycota, Tremellomycetes, Trichosporonales, Trichosporonaceae. The record is from RefSeq and is a predicted model, not a curated record.